Messenger RNA from Schistocerca cancellata (South American locust), 2233 nucleotides. RefSeq lists its product as uncharacterized. Lineage: Eukaryota; Metazoa; Arthropoda; Insecta; Orthoptera; Acrididae. The transcript is spliced from 12 exons. The record is from RefSeq and is a predicted model, not a curated record. The coding region runs from base 588 to 1931 and encodes 447 amino acids.
UGUAAAAAAAUGUAAAUUUACCCAAGGAAUUUGCGGAUUAUUCUAAAGCCUACAAAAGAAUCUAUGUUAGACAGGCUAAAAUUACAUAGAUUAACAAUUUGAUAAGAAACUCAUCAAAGAAAAUGAGAUCGAUAUUAAGAGUUAUAAAGAAAGAAACCUGUAGCUCGAUACCAAAUAGAAAGAAUGUACCACUUACACUAGAGAGCUCAAAAGCAACAGACUCAAAUUCAAUUGUAAAAAACUUCAAUGAAUUCUUCAUAUUGCUAGCUGAAGAUCUCAUUCAAGUAAACAUAUAGGACCAGACCCUGUUUCUCCAGUAAACUGGUGAUCUCAGAUGCCUCUAUGAAAAAAUGGUUGUGCGGCAUUGAUGGGUGGGCGACCUCUUCUGGGGUUGUUUGUCUGCCUGAUGCAACUCUGUCUAUUUGGAAUCAUUUUAACAGCUUGCACAAUUUUGUGAUGAAGAUGAGACAAGAUGAUUAGGACAACACAAACACCUAGUCCCCAAGCAAAGAAAAUCUCAAAAGCCAGCUGGCAAUCAUACGCAGGACUCAGUGAUCAAGAAGCAGCAAAAAUGAGCUGUGGACAGGAUGCCUCUGUUUGACAAGAACAUGGAAUCUGCCAAAAUCUUAACACUGCUUCUGGUCUCUGCGACACUAUCAGAAGUGGGAGGAAAAAAUCUUAUUAUUGAGUGUGAAGAGGAUCAUGAAUGUGGAGAAAAGAAAUUCUGCUAUCAAACUGGCCUAUGUGCCCCCUGCACAAACUGUUCCACCUAUUUUAGGAUGCCACAUGAGUGGAAAUACUGUUCAAAAUCUCCAAAUGAAUGUGGACCGUGUCUCCCCGGUUAUGCAGCAGAUCCCCUGACAGAUGGCAGGGAGAGAGAGCUCUGCACACAAGUACAACAAUCAGAGGGCAGCCGAAGUAUUCCAGGUGACCAGUGGUCUAACUGGCUUUCUGGAAUCAUGGUGAUAGGAAUUCCAUUAGCAGUGUUAUGUGUCAUCCUGCUGAUCUGUUGGAAAACUGGCGCAUGUCGAAUCAAUAGAGGUGAAGUUCUGAAAACUGAGCGACCUUUAUCAGGACCUGUUAACAUGCGGCCACCACCUUAUAGCAGCUGUGGAGGAUCACCACUUCUAACAAGACAUACAGGUGAAUCAGAGUACUAUUGUGGCAGCGUGUGGCAUACUGAUCACAAGAUGAGUGGCAGCAGCUACCAUGAUAAAGAACCUGUGAAAACCAGUGUAGUGGAGAAGACCAUAGACGGGGUCCAGCAGGCUACGCCAUUUGAGUAUCAACCAGAUGAACUGCAAAAGAUUAAUCCUCAGUCAAGGACAAGAUCAUCCUGCCGACCAAAUGAUGCCUGCCGACCAAAUGAUGGGACAGAUCAUCAUGAUGAGGAUGAUGACAAUGAAGAUGGACUGAGUGUUACGUUCGACAAUGGGGUUAAUGAAGUGGAUCCCUGCAACUCUGGGUUAUCAAAUAAUACUGAACAUAUGGAGGUGGAUCUGAAUCAGAGUGAAGAAGCCGCAGCUCCCAAACAAGGGGACAUAAUGGUUGAAGCUGCGUGUAGGAAGUGUGCUUUAAAUAGGAAAACAGGCAGCAAUGAACACAUGUUUGAUACUCAUGGUUCUUUGUGUAACAUUGCCUUGAGAUCAGAUCAUUCUACUUAUAGCUUGUGUUCGGUGUCUGACAUAGAGGGUAGUUGUCAAGUACCUGUACAAUGCUCAUGUAAAAAGAAAAUAUUGAAAACAUUUUUACCAUCCAAAUAUGAUUCUGGAUUUAUUUCUAAGUCUUCUGUCAAAUUUGAGGAAUUACACGAUGAUACUUCUAGAGAAAAUACACAGACUAGAGAUAAACCACCCUCCACAGAGGGAGGAUCUAUAAAUAUUAAUCUUCCUGUAAAUAUAAACAUAUUAAAUCAUGUUAAUAUUUGUUGAUAAUGAUAGUGACAUGACCUAGUCAUUCACUUUCUUUGCAGCGAGUAUUUUUAAGUAAAAUAAGCACGUAUUGUAAUACAAUAUUGUGCAGCGGACUGGAUGGAAGUGCUCAAUGUAAUUGUCGUCUGUCUCAGUAAGAUUGUACUUAAUCCUUCCUGUGACUAUCAGUAUUUUAAGAUACUUUAUGUGUAUAUAUGAUUAUUGUACAGAACAAACAUAAAAUGUUUAUUAGUGUAUAGAACUUUUUAUGUUAUAUUGUUAUAGUUUUUUAAUUUUUUAAAAUAAAAAUAAGUUGAAUCGUG